This is a messenger RNA of Gasterosteus aculeatus aculeatus (three-spined stickleback), 2935 nucleotides long. The record is from RefSeq and is a predicted model, not a curated record. Lineage: Eukaryota; Metazoa; Chordata; Actinopteri; Perciformes; Gasterosteidae.
CCUCACUUUAUGCUAUCUUUGAAUCGCGCACUCUCUGACACUUGUUGGAGAUCCAUGUGUUUGCAAGAGUCGCUCUGCAGUUAACCGGCAAAUGAAGAAGGGGAUACAUUCGGUGACACAGGUGCUGUGAACUUUCGUCUAGUUGGUGGAUAUUAAGGACGCCGCGAACCCGAACACUACACGGAGGGACUCAGUGGUCAGUGUCCACAGUCAGAAACUCUCCCCCGGGCUGCAGGCGUGCACGCGCUCCACCUGCUCCCUGAGAGCCGAGUGACCGACAGGACGGACAGACAUGGGGAAGCAAAACAGCAAGCUCCGCCCCGAGGUGAUGCAGGACCUCCUGGAAAGCACCGACUUCACCGAGCACGAGAUCCAGGAGUGGUACAAGGGCUUCCUGAGGGACUGCCCCAGCGGGAACCUCUCCAUGGAGGAGUUCAAGAAGAUCUACGGCAACUUCUUCCCCUACGGAGACGCCUCCAAGUUCGCCGAGCACGUCUUCCGCACGUUCGAUGCCAAUGGCGACGGGACGAUAGACUUUCGGGAGUUCAUCAUCGCACUGAGCGUGACUUCGCGCGGCAAGCUGGAGCAGAAGCUGAAAUGGGCAUUCAGCAUGUACGAUCUGGACGGAAACGGGUACAUCAGCAAAGCCGAGAUGCUGGAGAUUGUGCAGGCCAUCUAUAAGAUGGUGUCCUCCGUGAUGAAGAUGCCCGAGGACGAGUCGACGCCUGAGAAGAGGACAGAGAAGAUCUUCCGGCAGAUGGACACAAACAGAGACGGUAAGCUGUCUCUGGAGGAGUUCAUCAAGGGGGCGAAGAGCGACCCCUCCAUCGUCCGCCUGUUGCAGUGCGACCCCAGCAGCGCCGGACAGUUCUAAUACCUGAGGGCAUCAACACAACCUGUGCUUCUUUUGAGGGACUCCACAUGCCCCGAAUUCUCCACCCAGACUGGAGCAGACUGACGAUGAAGAAUGACCAGCGUAUGAAGAUGAAGACGACAUGCCUUCAACUUGCACUGAGGAUAUCAAGGAUGGGCACAGGAGCCAAAUCCCCCCCUCCCCCCCUCCCCUUUUACGCUGUUCAUCAAAACCCUCCAAACCUCACUGAUUGUAGUUGACCAGGAUCCCUCAGUCCUCCUAUCGGCAUGUCAGAGUAUAGAGAAGGGCGGGCAGUAGGUUGUGUAUAUACAGUUCAAAGUGGAGUCUCUGUAUCCCUGUCUUUGAUUGGUUCUCCAGUUGGGGCGACACAGAGCCUCUGUCUCCUUAAUGUGUACCAUAGUCAGAGUGUGUGCAUGAGACACCAUGAGAGGGACAGAGUGGUGUUGAGUAAGAGGACGUACUGUAGGUGAGAUUAAUCUGCAGAGAGGAUGGUGAAGUUUGUCCUUCACGUAGAGCAAUUACUGCUUUUUUUAUUUUCCUUUCCUCUUUUCUACUGUGAGAAAGUGUUUGUGUUAUGUUACAAACUCAAUAGACUUUUUUUUUUUGUGCUGGGACAAAAUGACAUGUAAUAUGUAAUAGUAUGCUAUCAUGGAUAAGUGCCCUCACAGUAGUUUAGGUUUUAGUGUCACCGAUUUAAUGAAGAAUGAAAGGCGUUCUUUUAUCCACCAUCAGUUCCAGUGAUUUUUUUCAUACCAGCAAGAAUGUGACGGGGAGCUUUUGAAAUGUGUCGGUGUGUUACUGUGCUCUAGCUUCAGGAGAGUAGAGGAGGAGUCUUCAAAGUAUUUCAGUACAGUGUAGAUAUAUUAAAAGCACCUAAAUUUGUAAAGCUUUGGAUUGCCCAGCUCAUAACAGACGUGGUGAAAAGAUGUCAAGCAUGCAAACCACACAUUAACCGCGACACUCGUCUUCACGGUCACCUUCAAAUGUUUUUAAAUACAGCAUGUCAAACAGUCGGGUGUAGGGGUGGAAGACUAAGCAACACGUAUGCAUGUGACUUCUGCGCAUGUGUGUUUCGAAUGCGUGUGAGAGGCUGAGCGGACCGCCGGUCCGGCCCUGAGCCCACUUCCUGUACGUUGGUGUCGUAGUCAGUGAGUGACAGCCAAAGGCGGCAUCCCUGAUGGUGAACGUGGAAAGCGUCAUGCUGGGGACACAAGGAGACUUUACCAAUGGGCCACCACGCACAGAGGACCUGUACGUUUAGAAGACACGCGGCCUAGUGGGGAUGCUGAGUAGUCAGAACCGGGAGCUUCUUUUUUUUCCUUUUUCAGUUGAGCUCAACGUUUAAAUCACCAAUUGUGCACACUGAGGAGUGUAUUAUUUAGCAGCACACUUCCUAUCAACUACAGUAUGCCGUUUUCAGUACCAAGUGAGGUAAAGCACGCAGCAGUGUAGGGAGGCCCAUUAACGCAACGGAAGGAUUCCAUUGGCUUCAUAUUUUGGUCUUCCUUUCCCUCCCUCCUUCUCCCCAACACUAAUCUGUCACAGGAAAAAAAGAAGCUCUCCCUGUUUUUAAGAAAGUUCCACUUUGACUUGUGUGACCCCCCCCCUCUAAAUGUACCGAAGCCCCUUCCGGACAGUCCUCUCAGUCAUCCAUCAGUUUUCAAUUAGAAAAGCUGCUGUUUUUUUGUAAAGGGAAAAAUGCAAAGAAACAACACAGAUAAUUACAACUACUACAAUGAUACUGUCACCAUGUGUUGCUUUUAUUGUACUUUUAUGUUUUUUUUAUUUUUUAAAGAUAAAAAAUAAGAUAAAAAAAGCAAAGUCAAGUGUAAUAUUUCCGGUAAAACACAAAAUAGCAUCUUGUGGUCAAGUGCCAAAUAAAAACAAAACAGUAUUGUAAAACUUUAUACUGUACAAUUAUCUGUUGAACAAAAUGUUUGUAAUUGUUGCAUUUUGUAGGUUUUGUAUGGUAUCUUGUAUUUAGUGACUGUGGAACACAAGAUUCUGUAUUUUGGUCAACUUUUAAAAGCAAGAAUUAAAUUUACAAUGUAUUGUCUGCAA